AGAGGAGAGCAAAGAUGGUUGCCAUUAGCGACCGAGCAACUGAAACUUGGAGAUGCUUUCUACGAAAUGUGGAAUCGAGCCUUGAUGGAAAAAAACGAAGCGUUUGUCUAUGUAAAACCGGCAGGUUUCUUUAUUUUUACUCGUAAUGGCAACUCCACAGAAAAAUGCAGAAAACUUUAUGAAGGUGGAGGGCAACACGACGGAGCAUAUGGACAGUAUUCAGAAGGCACUGGAGAAACUUCAAAGCCUUUCUCUGGAGGAUACAACAGAGACAGGGAUGCUGCGGUCCAGGAUAGAUGAACAGUCGAAUCUGAUCUGCAUAUUGAAACAGAGAGCAGAUGAGCUGCUUCUUCGCCGUCAAGCCCUGCAAAGAAUCAAUACAGAGCUGGAGGGCCGAGUAACAGACUGCCAGAAAGAACUGGACGUCGAAAGAAAGAAAGCAGAGCUAUUAGAGAAGAGAUUUAUGGAUUUAGCUGCCAACAAUCAAGCCAUUAUUGCUUUCAUGGACGAGUACAAAAAUCAGAAUGUCCAGUUAAAGCUGGAAAACAAACAGCUGCAGUCAGAAAAUGAAACGCUUUUCUCCCAGAAAUUACAAGAUAAAGAAGUGUUUGUUCAAAAACUGAUGCAAGAAAUCAAACAGCUGACAGAGAAAUACACAAAUAAGGAAAAUGAAUAUCGGGAUAAAUUAGCUGGAUGCCAGUCCAAACUCCUGGAACAAGCAGCUCAGCAUCAAGCCAAGGAGGCAUCACUACUUGAUCAACUGCAUGAUGCUCAGCAACAGCACAGAUAUGCUGUAGAGAUGUGCCAAGACCUUAAGCUGAAGCUACAAAAGGCUGAAGAAGAGCAUGCGUUGAAGGAAAUCAACCUGAAAGAAAGCAUAACAAGCGUCACCAAAGAGAAGGACAAACUAUUGCAUCUGUCUAUGGAAAGAGGGAAAGUAAUACAGGAGAAACAAGAGGAAAUCCAGCAGCUGGAGACAAAAUGGAAGGAAGAGAAAAAAGCCCGGGCCAAAGCAGAGGACAGGUUUGAACAGGAAGCAGAAGCGGUUAAUGCAGAUUUAAAAGUGAAGGCUCUCCAGUCCGCUCUUGAUGAAUCCAUGACAAAAUAUGGGAAGUUCAAAAAGGAUUUUGAAGCCUUCAAAGAACACAGCACCAACCUCCUUUUACAAGAAAGGGAGUUAAAUAAGAAACUUCGGCAUCUGAUGGGCUAAACUUUAGCAUUAUUUAAGUGUUUUCUUACCAAUGUUUUCAUUAAAACAAAUAAUUUUCACCAAGAAUGUUUGCUCACUAACACUGCUAAGAAUGAAAAAAGGACAAAUCGUGAUUUAAAAAAAAAAAGUAUAUAUCACAAUGUCAUUUUUUAUUUCAUUUUCACCUUUGGAACCUUUGGAGAAAUGGAACCACAAUACAUCAUACUCAGCAUGACAUGUUAGAGGUUCCUCAAAUAGAAAUUAUACUGUACAAAUGUUUAUCUCAUAAAACCUUGCAGACAAAUCACUUAA
Siniperca chuatsi (mandarin fish) is the source of this 1501-nucleotide messenger RNA. Its product is annotated as coiled-coil domain-containing protein 89. Lineage: Eukaryota; Metazoa; Chordata; Actinopteri; Centrarchiformes; Sinipercidae. The record is from RefSeq and is a predicted model, not a curated record. Bases 146 to 1210 code for a protein of 354 amino acids. The transcript has 7 exons.